CGGGAGAGACCCGCAAUAAAUAGUUGUAGGUUGAUUGACAAGCCUCGUUAUCUCUCCCCCUGCCGUCGCCUGCAGCUCAACUUCUGUUUCUCAUUUGGGAAAGAAAGUGUUGCGCUGCAGAGUCUCGGUGGACCCGCAGACUCUCACCCGCGCAGACUCUUUGAACCCCGGGCCGCUUAGGUCACAGAGACGCCGAGAAAGCGGUCAGAGGGUGAACGUAAUGUUAUGAAGAUCGCCGAUGCGUCGAGCUGUUCUUGUGUUUUACGACGGACAAAGAGGAACUUAACUGGAUUACAUUCGCUUUAUUAAACAGUAGGCUUUUGUUGGACUUGGUUCAAGAGGAUGGAGCUGAGGAAAAUUGUGCCAAACCUGCUUGUUCUGUAUGUUGCUGUCCACUUUUCUCAAUCGUCCGAAAUUAAAGUAAUCAAUGUGCUGGAGCUUCAUGAUGUCCGUCAGACAGCAGCAGCUAUAGAGAAUCUGUCUGGAGCUCUGCAGACGGUUGGAGAUCUGUACAUCACCUCCACCUUCAUGCUGCCACCCAAACUCGGAGGCGUUUUAUUUGGUCUCUAUGAUAAGCAGGACAACAAGAAAUACCUAGAGAUUGCUGUUGUAGGCAAGAUCAACAAAUUACUGGUGCGAUACUUGCGUUCUGAUGGCAAAGCUCAUACUGUCAAUUUACAAAACCCUGCUCUCGCAGAGGGACGCACACAGUCACUUAUACUCAGAAUUGGUGGACUUAGACGGAGUCACAUAAACCUUGAGCUUUAUGUGAACUGCCGUUUAGUCGACUCUGCUCAGGGAUUGCCUUCAUUCGUCGGACUUCCAUCAGAGGCGGAAUCUGUGGAUGUUCGCACCGGACAGAAGUCUUAUGCCAGGAUACAGGGUUUAGUAGAAUCUGUUAAACUGGCUCUCGGAGGCUCUUUGGCUACUGCUGGUCUCCUCAUUGACUGUCCGUUUCAAGGAGAUUCAGCAAUAAACAAUGCAGUGGUCAGUGACAUUAAUGCCAUCCUUGGUGAUCACACCAAAGCUCUGAUUGGACAGCUGAUCAUCUUUAACCAGAUCAUGGGAGAGCUGAGAGAGGAUAUCAGAGAACAGACUAAAGAGAUGUCUCUAAUCAGGAACACUAUUCUUGAAUGUCAAGUGUGUGGAUUUCAUGAGCCCCAGUCCCGGUGUCUUCCUAACCCAUGCUAUACCGGUGUAAGCUGCAUGGAGAGCAUGAUGUACCCAGGAUAUCAGUGUGGCCCCUGUCCAGAGGGUAUGACGGGCAACGGGACACACUGCCAGGAUAUUGAUGAGUGCACUGUUCAGCCCUGUUUUUCUGCAGAGUUGUGUGUGAACACAGCUAAAGGUUUCUCCUGUCAGUCCUGUCCUAUAGGAUUCACCGGUCCAACACUCAAAGGGGUUGGUUUGGAAUUUGCCAAAAGACACAAACAGCAUUGUGUUGAUAUUGAUGAGUGUGCUGAGCUCUCCGGUUCCUGUGUGCCAAACUCAGUCUGCAUAAACACAGUGGGAUCGUUCAAGUGUGGCCAGUGCAAAGCAGGAUUUGUGGGAAAUCAGACUGUAGGCUGUUUUGCAAGGAGAACAUGUGAAACUCUUGGCUAUAGCCCCUGUGAUGUCAACUCACACUGUGUGAUGGGACGCAAUAGUGACGUGUCCUGUGUGUGUAAUGUUGGCUGGGCAGGUAAUGGGAACAUCUGUGGUCCAGACUCAGACAUUGAUGGUUACCCUGAUGAACCUCUUCCAUGUAUGGACAAUGACAAACACUGCAGAGCGGAUAAUUGUGCAAACACUCCAAACUCUGGGCAGGAGGAUACAGAUGGAGAUGGCAUUGGUGAUCAGUGUGACGAGGAUGCAGAUGGAGAUGGAAUUAAAAACGUUGAGGACAACUGUCGUCUGGUGCCCAACAAGGACCAGCAGAACUCUGACACAGACUCCUAUGGUGAUGCUUGCGACAACUGCCCCAACGUACCCAACGGCGAUCAGCUUGAUACUGAUGGCAAUGGCAAGGGAGACAUCUGUGACACUGAUAUUGAUGGAGAUGGGAUCCCUAACGUUUUGGAUAACUGUCCUAAAAUACCCAACCCCAUGCAGACAGACCGAGAUGGAGAUGGUGUGGGGGAUGCAUGUGACAGCUGUCCUGAGGUCAACGACCCACUGCAGUCAGACAUGGACAAUGAUCUGGUGGGAGAUGUAUGUGAUACAAACAAGGACAUUGAUGGUGAUGGAUAUCAGGACACCAGGGAUAACUGUCCUGAAGUGCCCAACAGUUCUCAGCUGGACUCUGAUAAUGACGGCAUCGGGGACGAAUGUGACGAUGAUGAUGAUAAUGAUGGCAUCCCGGAUAUUCUCCCUCCAGGCCCAGAUAACUGCAGACUCGUUCCCAACCCCAGUCAAAUAGACACUGAUGCCAAUGGAGUUGGUGACGUGUGUGAAACUGACUUCGACAAUGAUAAAGUGACUGACCUGUUAGAUGCGUGUCCUGAAAGCGCAGAGGUCACUAUGACAGAUUUCAGAGCUUUCCAGACAGUCAUUCUUGACCCAGAAGGUGAUGCUCAGAUUGACCCCAACUGGGUGGUACUGAAUCAGGGAAUGGAGAUUGUGCAGACUAUGAACAGUGACCCUGGUUUGGCUGUGGGCUACACAGCAUUUAAUGGUGUUGAUUUUGAGGGCACGAUCCAUGUGAACACAGCCACUGAUGAUGAUUACGUGGGCUUCAUCUUUGGCUAUCAGGACUCAUCCAGCUUCUAUGUGGUGAUGUGGAAACAGACAGAACAGACGUACUGGCAGAAUUUACCAUUCAAAGCCUUGGCUCAGCCUGGAAUACAGCUGAAGGCAGUGAAGUCUCGUACGGGUCCGGGUGAGUAUCUACGUAAUGCCCUGUGGCACACAGGAGACACAACAGGGGAAGUUACUUUGCUCUGGAAGGACCCCAGAAAUGUUGGCUGGAAGGACAGAGCAUCCUAUCGCUGGCACCUCUCUCACCGUCCACAGGUGGGAUACAUAAGAUUAAGACUAUAUGAAGGUACAGCGCUGGUGGCAGAUUCAGGAGUUGUGAUUGACUCCACUAUGAGAGGAGGAAGGCUGGGAGUUUUCUGCUUCUCUCAGGAAAAUGUCAUAUGGUCCAAUCUUGGCUAUAGAUGCAAUGAUUCUAUACCAGAUGACUUUAUGCUGUACCACAAGCAGAUGAAACUGAGGACAUAAUCAUCACCUCAUGUCAAAAAGCUGCAUCUACUUGUGUUUGUGAUUAUGUGUGUGUUCAGAGAGGUAGGAAGAGAUCACACUUAAAGGGUUAAUUCACCCAGAAAAUAAAAUUGUUUUAUUGAUUACUUACCCUCGUGUCAUUCCAGCCUCCUGAGAUGGCAACAUAAAUGGCAACGCUCUAGAGACAUUCAAAAUUAAAAAAAAAAAAUGUCAAAACAUUCCAUUCACCUUCAGCUGUUCAGCUGUAACCACACGAAGCUCCAAGAACACUUUUGUGCACAAAUAAAACUGUAAAUAUGACUUUGUUUACAUACUGUAUUAUCUCUCCAAUCAAAGUGCACAUUUACAAAGGCACCCUGACCUGAUGCACAGUGAACAAAGUCGAUUUAUAGUUUUAUUUUUUGCAUAUAAGAGUGUUCUUAUGGUUAGCUUUAUACAGCUUCGUGUGGUUACAGAUCUUGUUGCUGUCUUGUUGCUGCCCUGUUGGGUGAGGGCACACAGAUUUUAUAUAAAAUAUCCUAAUUAGUGUUCUAAAUAUAAAAGAUUGGGAAUGUCUUAUGAUUGGAACAACCUGAGGGUUUCAACAGGAUUUUCAUUUUGGGGUGAACUAACUAACCCUUUAAAUGAGUUUUUCUUUAUCUUGUGAAAUAGAAGUGUAAUUAGUUACAAUUUUAAACUACACUGCAAGUUUGCAUAGUAAAUGUAUGCUUGAAUUGUGGAGUAUCUUGAUGUGGUAUAGCAAAUAUGUUUACUUUUUACUGUAUUUGAGAGAGAGUCAAGAAAUGUUGAAAUUCAACAGGACUUCACUUAAAUCAAUGACCUGGACUGUGCAUAAAAUACUUCAAUACAACAACCUAACAUGGCAAACAUGAGGGCUUAAAUACAGGACUGGAGGAAUUACAUGAUAAAAACAUCCAAUGAUUGAACUAAAAUGAUAAACAAUAUAAUAUUGACUGUAAACCAGUGAUAAAAUCUGAUGUAACGCUAGAAUGUAAAACAUGGAGAAAACUAUAGGCCAGGAGUGCCCAAACUCAGCCCUAAAGGGCCACUGUCCAGCAGAGUUUAGCUCCAGCUUGCUUCAACACACCUGCUAGGAAGUUUCUAGUAUAUCUAGAAAAGCUAUGGUCACACUAGAGUUUGUGCAUGCGAUAUUCUGUAAUACGGUACUGCAAAAAAGGGGUGGGAUUAAACAAAAUGAUUAGACAUUAAAUAAAGUGAGCAAUUGGUUCAUGUUUUACAUUUCUGUCCAGAGAAGUCAUAAGAUCAUGUUGAUCUUUGAUUGGUCUCACCCAAUCAUGUGAUUUAAUUUCCAACGCUGCGAACUGCGAAACUUGUCACACGAGCUUGCGUUUCUGGUCUGACGCAUUUGCUUGUGUAUGAAUGGAAGUCUAUGGGGAGAAAAAUACAUUAUGACUGGAGCUUAAAGGGCCACAAAACCCCGUCUCAGCGGGGUGUUUUCACACCUCUAGUUUGAACAACAUCAGGAAAGUGGGUGUGUCCAGCUCUGUUUAGGUGGGGGUGUCAGGGGAGGGAAAGUUUCGCAUAAAAAUGGGAGAUUCCAUUUGGGCAUGCGCUGUUUUUUACAGAGGCAAAGCAAACACAGAUGCAGGGGAGAAAGACAGUGGCUGUGUUUACAUGGACAUCAGUAUUCAAAUUAUUUACCAAAUUAUUAAUUUGUCAACCUUAACUGCUGUUUGGCACUUUCACUUUCAUUCAGGAACAUUUCAUGCAUGCCCCCAUGACAAACGACAUAUUGGAUGCAAGGAACUGCUGAAAGAGUGUAGUUUUAAUGGAAUCUUUGAUUGACGGUAGGGUUUCGGUUUUAAUUCCUAUUUUGGCUUCUAACGAUUAUGAAAAAACAUAAAUCGAGAUGAAAUGAUUGUUGCAUCAUAUACCACCCCUUUUCCAGUUGUACACAUUUGCACAGCAAAGCUCAGUUUCACAUGAAAAUUACUAAAAGCAUGUACUGUAAUGUAAUAUUUGCAGCACGGUAUGUCCAUCAUUCAUUGGCGUACAUUCCAAUCAUUCAUGUUUUUAAAAGCGCUGUUGUGUGUGCGCUCAGCCUCCGAGACGAGCAGAGCACACACAUCUAAAAUCAUCUUAAUGUGAUCGCUUUAAUGGUCAAAUAGGUGUCAAAACACAGUGUUUAGUGAUUAUUCAUAUUAACCCUCAUUUGUGUAAUAAACAAACGAGUUGAGAAUCAACAGACAUGUAAAAGGGAAACCAUAAACAGAACCGGACGGCUCUUAAAGUGCAACAUUCCUGCUACCGACUGUUUUAAUCAUUAAUCAAACAACAAAAGAAGAAAAUCACUCACUGCUCUUGACUGAAGGACAGUUGUAGCUAUAAUUAAAGUUUUUUCUUACAAUGAAGAUGCUUAAGCAGUUCGUUAAAUAUUUUUAUUCUAAAGUUUUUAUUUACCUUAUUUACAGGGAGGGAAAUAACUGAAUUUAUACAGUUGAAGUCAGAAUUAUUAGCCCUGCUAAAUUAUUUGCGACCCUUUUUUUCAUUGAAUAAUUGUAACUGCAAUUAUAACCAAAGUAAUUGUGAUUAUGAUUUUUCCCAUAAUCGAGGAGCCCUACCGCACGGUGAAUGGGAGAAAAAAAUCUCCGCAUUUCUCUGUAACUUAGAUGCACUCGGUAGGUAGCAUCAGAUAGCCGUGUGUGUAUAGACUAUCCUGUCACAAAUUGUGGUGAAAAUCCUACACGACAGUAAUAGUGUGAUUGCGGCGUUUACAUGUUUACACUCUGAGCGCAGCAUUUACAGCUGAUCUUUAAGUCUAUAAUAUUGUAGUGACAUUACUGUAAACCUAGUAACUAAAUCAUUUUGACUAACGUGAGUCUUUAAAAACUGAAACAGUACUGCCGACAAUAUGAACGAACUGUUCUAACCAUCUGAAUAAACAAACAAAGACCACUGAUCACUCACAAAAUCUGUAGGUACAGGACAAUCAACACCAACUAGAGCGUCUUUUUUAAAAGGAGACGAGCAGCAAAUCUGGAUUUCACUAUUUCCAGAUGCGAAAAGCUCUCGGGUAAAAAUGUUCCUUACAAACAUAUUUCUGUGCGUGCACUGUAGUCCACACGUGAGUACAGCUGCUAAAAUAGUUAAGUUUUCUCAGGAAAUCAGGCUGUAUUUUGAGGUUAUUUGGUUGAUUUUCAGCCAUAGUACACACUAUGCAUCAAGAAUUUAGAGGAGAAACUUGAUGAAAAUGCAAAGACAGACAUCUUUGUAUGGUUUAGUCUAAAUGUAAACUAUUCUUAGAUGCUCAUAAAAGCUGUAAGGAAAAUGCCAUGGCAUUAUAAGCAAAACAUUGUUACUCAAACACUUCAAUUAUUGAUAUUAAGUUAUGAUCUUUAAAGCUAUGCAGUGAAUUCAUUCAGUAUGUGUGAUUUACAUGGGUUGGUGAAUACAGGAUAUAAUUCUGCUUUAUAAAUGGAAGUUGUCACAAAAUGUAAGAUCUGAGUGUUUGUCCUCUUGACCCACAUUAAAUAAAAUCAUCAAAAGGUA
This is a messenger RNA of Danio rerio (zebrafish), 6711 nucleotides long. The record is from RefSeq and is a predicted model, not a curated record. NCBI's taxonomy places the organism in Eukaryota, Metazoa, Chordata, Actinopteri, Cypriniformes, Danionidae.